CGGCCGGCCGGCAUGGGCGGACUACAAAUCCCAGAAGGCCUCGCGCCUAAGGGGUGGGCAGGCGGCUUACCUGCCCGCCGCGCUUCCCUGUGGUACUUAUUGCUUCCCAACUGCAAUAGCUGUACUUCAUACAGCUGAUGGCUGCCUCCUUCAGGGAGCAUUAGCAGUCUCGACACCGAAGCCCUCGCGUUCCCACUCUUUCUGCCUCAGUUCUGGCUAUGCCUGAAUCCCUCACCGGAGUCGGGUGGCGGAGGAGAGGGAGGGAAGCCUAUGCCAGCGCUACCCGAGCGCACUUCCGCCUCAGGGCUCCGGAAUGUAGAGCGCACGCGCUUGCUGCGACUCCGGAGCGACUCACUUCCGUUCCCACUGUGCCCUGCGAGCCGAAUCAUGGAUCACACUGACAAUGAGUUACAAGGCACUAAUAGUUCUGGAUCCUUGGGUGGUCUUGAUGUUCGCAGAAGAAUUCCUAUAAAACUCAUCUCCAAACAAGCCAACAAAGUGAAACCUGCAGCUCGAACUCAAAGGACUAUUAGCAGGAUGCCUGCAAAGGCCCCACCAGGUGAUGAAGAAGGAUUUGAUUAUAACGAAGAGCAACGGUAUGACUGUAAAGGGGGUGAACACUUUGGGAGUCAGCGAAGAUUUCCAGGACACCUUUUUUGGGAUUUUAAGAUAAACAUCUUAGGUGAAAAGGAUGAUACACCAGUUCAUUUCUGUGACAAAUGUGGAUUGCCUAUUAAAGUCUAUGGGAGAAUGAUUCCAUGCAAGCAUGUCUUUUGCUAUGACUGUGCUAUUUUACAUGAAAAAAAGGGAGAUAAAAUGUGCCCGGGCUGUAGUGACCCCGUGCAGCGGAUUGAGCAGUGUACACGAGGCUCUCUCUUCAUGUGUAGCAUUGUUCAAGGUUGCAAGAGAACGUAUCUGUCUCAGAGAGACUUACAAGCUCAUAUCAACCAUCGCCAUAUGAGAGCUGGGAAGCCUGUUACCCGUGCUUCACUUGAGAAUGUUCAUCCUCCUAUUGCCCCUCCUCCAGCCGAGAUCCCCGAUCGUUUCAUAAUGCCGCCGGACAAGCACCAUAUGAGCCAUAUUCCUCCCAAGCAGCACAUCAUGAUGCCGCCACCUCCUCUGCAGCAUGUGCCGCAUGAGCACUACAGUCAGCCACACGAGGAUAUCCGUGCUCCUCCAGCGGAAUUGUCCAUGGCUCCACCUCCACCUCGUUCGGUCAGUCAGGAAACCUUUCGUAUUUCAACAAGAAAACACAGCAAUUUAAUAACUGUCCCUAUUCAGGAUGACUCAAGUUCAGGUGCUAGAGAACCACCACCUCCUGCCCCAGCGCCUGCUCACCAUCAUCCUGAAUAUCAGGGCCAACCAGUGGUAUCGCACCCUCAUCAUAUUAUGCCUCCACAGCAACAUUAUGCACCACCCCCACCUCCUCCACCACCAAUAAGCCAUCCAAUGCCACAUCCUCCCCAGGCUGCAGGUACUCCUCACUUGGUGUAUAGCCAAGCUCCACCUCCACCAAUGACCUCUGCUCCACCACCAAUAACCCCUCCCCCUGGACAUAUUAUUGCCCAGAUGCCACCUUAUAUGAAUCAUCCUCCUCCAGGACCCCCCCCACCUCAGCAUGGUGGUCCACCUGUAACUGCACCCCCUCCUCACCAUUAUAACCCUAACUCUUUACCCCAGUUUACUGAAGAUCAAGGAACUCUGAGCCCUCCAUUUACACAACCAGGAGGAAUGAGUCCUGGUAUAUGGCCUGCACCAAGAGGUCCACCACCACCUCCACGAAUGCAGGGCCCGCCUUCUCAAACCCCACUACCUGGACCACAUCAUCCAGAUCAAACAAGAUACAGACCAUAUUACCAGUGAUAAUAGUGUUUUGAACUGAAGAUAUGACAAGGAAAAAGAUUAAAUUAGUCAAUCUUAUAAUUAAGCUUUGUUGGGGGAAGGAAAAAUACCUCUUGAGGUGGCUAUAAACACAAAGUCUUGUCCCAUAAAAUGGUUUUAAAUCUUGACCUUAGGAUUGCUUUCAGAUACUAUACUGUAGUGCAGAGCAGUGGCUUGUUGAGCACAACUGUAUCUUAGCAACUGUUAUUUUGGUGUGGUGAAUUGACCCUGAAGUGACCAUUUGUAAAAAAAAUUGAAAAAUUUUCACUGUUCCAUUUUCAAAAUACUGCUUUUAUUAAUAAACCCAGUGUUUAGUUUUUCUUGUGAUGCAUUUUGUUAACCUAUAUAAAGGAUUAAAUUUCAAGAUGGUUGUAAAAAUGCUGUUUUAUGUGAAUUUAAGUACAGCCAUAUAAUUUUUCUUAAACCAUAUGUUCUACCACUAAUUUUCCAAAGUUAAAAUAAAGUUCUAAAAGUAAAACUCUACUAAAUUAUAACCAGGCAGACUGUUACAUGAUAGGGAAUUACUUCACAUUUUAGGCAUUGAAACUUCAAGGGGUCUUAAUUAUGAAGUGCACUUGGAUUUCCUUUUGUCUUUGGACUGCCCACGGAGCGCCAAGCUACAUGAGAAUUCCGAUGACAGUGUAGUUGUGUGACAUGUCCCAAGGCCUUCUGAUCAUUUGGAAAAUGACUGGCUUUGCAGGCUCUAAGCUGCUGAUGAGAAGCUGUUCUCAUCGAUGCUUAAGUUAUAUCACUUUAUAGGAUUGUUGGAAUGGUGUUUUUUGGAUGAAAUGUGUUCUGUGUUCACCAUCUUAACCUACGUUUUAGGGCUGAUGAAGUUUUAUUUAAAUCUGCAUUUCUUCCUAGUACUUUGAUUCUGUGUUUUCGUGUGUUCUUGUUUAUGGAACUAUAAACUGCAGCUUGAGUGCUGUGGAGGAAUUUGACUAAUGUAUUCGCAAAGGGUGUUUCUUGAAAAACCACAAACUAGCAUUUACUCAGGUUUCAUUGCUGUGGUUUUUCCUCCAGUUUGAAAUUGUAAAACUAUCAUUUCUUUUGUUGUUGUUGUUUGUUUGUUUGUUAUAAAGCAUUCUAACAUUGUAGUGUGGAAUCAAUAGUGAAGACAACCAGAUAAUUUUGAAUUGGACAGAAAAAAAGUAAUACUUAGAUUGUGAAGUUCAGUGCCAUGAAAGGUGCCUUUGGAGUCAGUGUUUGCAUUAUCAGGACUUGUUACAGUUCAUUGAAGAUGACCACUCAGUUUAUACAGCUUUCUUACGUAUAAGUCAUCAUUCUUAGGAUAUUAUUAUAUAUCCUUUGAAUUGACUAAACCCUUGUGAAGCUUUUCUUCCCCCUUAAAAUGGUGCAUAAUAUAAACAUGGUGUGUAGAAUGCAGAUAUCUUUUAUUAGGGAGUUUGUAGUAUAAAAAUGUAGGCAUUUGUUUUUGACAAAGGGUAUACUGAUUGGUAAUUCACCAUUUUUUUCUGUCAGGUACAGGAACAUUCUUGUGUUAGGUAAUCAGAUACAAAAUCAUUUCUGAACUUAGCACAGGAGUAAAUAUGAAUGGCCAUUUCAUCCUUGGCUGGCCAAGAAAAACCAAAAAACGAAUGCAGUUUUUCUUUCUUUUUUUUUUUUUUUUUUUGGUUUUUCGAAGCAGGGUUUCUCUGUAGCUUUGGUGCCUGUCCUGGAACUAGCUCUUGUAGACCAGGCUGGCCUCGAACUCCCAGAGAUCCGCCUGCCUCUGCCUCCCGAGUGCUGGGAUUAAAGGCGUGCGCCACCACCGCCCGCCCUGCAGUUUUUCUCCCCACAUGUAGCAGUUUGAGAGUCAGGUUUGCUCACGCACUAUUUCUAGUGAGAAGUUUUUGUUAUUAGAAGUUUUUGUUAUUAGAGAGUGAAAUAGUGUGACGUGGUGAGUGUUCCAUCAUAUUACUGUAGGUAUGUGGAUUGGUGCAAACUUGAUUCCUUCUCAUACCCCUGUUUAGGAGCUUUUUACAUAUUACUGUUAAAAAUCCAAAUAACUUUUUGUUUCAUGUAACUAGAAAAUAGCCAGAUUCAUGUAAGAGCUUCUUAACUGUUUAUGAGAAGCUCUUGUAAUUGAGAUUUACUAGGGUUGGGUGUGGUAAGAAAUCACUUUGCCUAUAUUUUGGACCAAAAAAUCAAUAUCAUGAAAAAAAAAUCCUGCAUUAUGAGAAUUCUUGUAGGCAUUUAACAACAAUUUUCAGUUAUGUUAAUAAACAUUAUACUGGGAGGCAGGUCAGAUGAAUGUCUUGUAAUAGACAAAAUUUAAAAUGUUAGGCUUGAAUUUAUCAGUUAAUUGUUUGAUGAGGGUGGGUGGGUAGACAGAUAACAGGAUUGCUGUGAAGUGUCUGUUCUUGAGGAAAAGGUUGUGAAUCCCAGUGCAUUUCAGGGAAGCCUUUGAAUCUGUCUGUGGUGGACGUAAGUCUAAAUGUAUGUGUGUCUCAUUAAUUUCUCUUAAAACUACUGAGGUGGCAGUCAAUUCUUAAAAACAAUAAAAUGGAAGCAUAAA
This is a messenger RNA of Microtus oregoni (creeping vole), 4399 nucleotides long. RefSeq names its product Cbl proto-oncogene like 1 (gene Cbll1). Lineage: Eukaryota; Metazoa; Chordata; Mammalia; Rodentia; Cricetidae. The record is from RefSeq and is a predicted model, not a curated record. Gene Ontology annotation, biological process: regulation of cell adhesion; protein ubiquitination. The transcript is spliced from 6 exons. The coding region runs from base 271 to 1863 and encodes 530 amino acids. Gene Ontology annotation, molecular function: ubiquitin protein ligase activity.